Messenger RNA from Eubalaena glacialis (North Atlantic right whale), 4122 nucleotides. RefSeq names its product 2'-5'-oligoadenylate synthetase 2 (gene OAS2). The record is from RefSeq and is a predicted model, not a curated record. Bases 81 to 2213 code for a protein of 710 amino acids. Gene Ontology annotation, molecular function: 2'-5'-oligoadenylate synthetase activity; double-stranded RNA binding. NCBI's taxonomy places the organism in Eukaryota, Metazoa, Chordata, Mammalia, Artiodactyla, Balaenidae. Gene Ontology annotation, cellular component: cytosol; membrane; nucleoplasm. Gene Ontology annotation, biological process: negative regulation of viral genome replication; regulation of ribonuclease activity; defense response to virus. The transcript is spliced from 11 exons.
GUCUCCUGGCACAGGAGUUCCUCAUUCUCUUCUGCCUCCAGCUCUGCCAUUAGCUGUCAUCUCAGCAGCCAGCCAGAGCAAUGGGAAACUGGGAGUCCCAUCUCUACGAACAGCCUGCCCAGAAACUGGGUGAGUUUAUCCAGGACAACCUGAGGCCCUUUGAAGACUGUCAGAAACGGAUCGACCAGACCGUGGACACCAUCUGUGCAGUCCUGCAGGAAGCUGAGCACUUCCCCCUGGUGACCGGUGUGGCCAAAGGUGGCUCCUAUGGCCGGAGAACAGUCUUGAGGGGCAACUCCGAUGGUACCCUCGUCAUCUUCAUCAGUGGCCUUGAACAAUUCCAGGAUCAGAAGAAAAGCCAACAUGACCUCCUCAGCAAAAUCUGGGCACAGUUGAAACACUGUGAGCUCACAAUGAAGCUGGCAGCCAAGAUGGAGAUCCAGAGCAUCAAUGGCAAGCUCACCAUCCAGCUGUCCACAAAACAGCAGAGCAUCACUUUUGAGAUGCUGCCCGCCUUCAACGCUCUGGGCUUAAGUGAGAAGCCCAGCCUCUGCACCUAUCGAGAGCUCAAAAGAUCCUUGGAUAUGGUGAAAGCCAGCCCCGGUGAGUUCUCAAUCUGCUUCACUGAACUCCAGGAGAAGUUUUUUAGCAACCAUCCCAGCAAGCUGAAGGAUUUGAUCCUCUUGGUAAAGUACUGGUGUCAAAAGUGCCAGGAAAAGCUGAAGGAUUCAUCCCUGCUGCCCCUGUAUGCGCUGGAGCUGCUUACGGUCUAUGCCUGGGAACAGGGGUGUGGAGCAGAAGACUUUGAUAUAGCUGAAGGUAUCAGGACUGUUCUGGAGCUUAUCAGCAAGCAGGAGCAGCUGUGUGUCUAUUGGACAGUCAACUACAACUUUGAGGAUGAGACCGUCCGCAACAUCCUGCUGGGCCACCUCCGAUCCCCAAGGCCGGUAAUCUUGGAUCCAACUGACCCAACCAGUAAUGUGAGCAAAGAUAACACCUGCUGGCAGCUGCUAAAACAAGAAGCUCAAACCUGGUUAUCUUCUCUCAGGCUGAACGAGUCACCUGGACUGUCCUGGAAUGUUCUGCCUGCACCGCUCUACGUGACCCCAGGCCAUCUUCUAGAUAAGUUCAUCAAGGACUGUCUCCAGCCCAACAGGACUUUCCUAGAUCAGAUCAAGAAAGCUGUUGAUGUCAUCUGUAAGUUCCUUAAAGAAAAUUGCUUUCGACAUUCAACUACAAAGUGUCAGAAGAUUGUCAAGGGGGGGUCAACUGCCAAAGGCACGGCUCUGAAGAGUGGCUCCGAUGCCGACCUUGUUGUGUUCGUGGACUCGCUGAAAAGCUACACCUCCCAAAAAAGCGAGAGAUGCAACAUCAUCAAGGAAAUCCACAAGCAGCUGGAAGCCUGUCAGCAGGAGAAGGAUUUUGAAGUGAAGUUUGAGAUUUCAAAAUGGAAGGCUCCCCGGGUGCUGAGCUUCACUCUGAAAUCCAAAGUCCUCAACGAAAGUGUUGACUUUGAUGUGCUGCCUGCAUUUAAUGCCCUAGGUGCACUGAAGUCUGGCUCUACACCCAGCCCCAGGAUCUAUGCUGACCUCAUCCAUUUGCAUAAAUCCUCAGAUGCCCUGGGGGGAGAAUUUUCUACCUGUUUCACGGAGCUACAGCGCAAUUUCGUUUGCUCCCGGCCCACCAAACUGAAGGAUUUAAUUCGCCUGGUGAAGCACUGGUACAAAUGGUGUGGAAGCAAACUGAAACAAAAGGGGUCUCUGCCCCCCAAAUAUGCCUUGGAGCUGCUCACCAUCUAUGCCUGGGAGCAGGGGAGCGGGGCGCAGGAUUUUGACACGGCUGAAGGUUUCCGGACGGUCCUGGAGUUGGUCACAAAAUAUAAGCAUCUCUGUGUCUUCUGGUUGGUCAACUACAACUUUGAUGAUGAGACUGUGAGGAACUUCCUCCUGACCCAGAUCCAGAGAACCAGGCCUGUGAUCUUGGACCCAGCCGAUCCUACUGGCGACGUGGGUGGAGGGGACCAUUGGUGUUGGCAUCUUCUAGCAGAAGAAGCUACUAAAUGGUUGUCAUCUCUCUGUUUCAAAGAUGGGUCGGGUUGUCCCAUACAAUCGUGGAAAGUGCCAACAAUGCAGUCACCAGGAAGUUGCGGAGCAGGGAUACAUUCUAUUGUCAGUGAGAUGCACUUACUCAGAAGGUGUAGAUUCCUGGAAUAAUAAUGCUGGAAGAAACGUCUAGAGACCAUCAGGCAAUUGCUUUUUUUUUUUUUUAUGGUUAAUAAACUACAAAAUUUACAAACCCAAGCCUGAAUGAACGGUAUUACUGUACUCCUUCAUAUUAUCAUUAUUGGUAUAACAUAUUAGCCAUGAUUGAUAGCAAAAAUCAUUGUACAUAAUAAAUAUUGUGCUUUAUUUAGAAAGAUGACUUAUAAGCAAUGCUGUAGGCCUGCUAGAUAGGGCUUUGAUUUUCUAAUAAUACUAUUAAGUUAUCUAAUCUAUUCAAAGUAGCUUGACCUGAUGGCCACAAUCUAUGUUUUUCAGAUGACUGGUAUGAUUAUAAGGCACGAGGCUUAUAAUCAUAUAAUUUGGCUUAUGACUAAGGCACGAGGCUCUUUUCUAGGAAAAGUUAUUAUCAUCGUCAGUGGGUCAGCCCACAAAGUUUAUUUGUCCUCUCAAACACUGUCUGAAGCACGGCGCCCCCUCUGCCCCCUCUGUUUGGCAGAAGAGGAGAGCGGAAAUCCCACCGUGUGCUUUAUACCGUGACUGGCUGCAUUCAGGCCCCUUGGGGAGGCGGUUCUGAGGAGGUAGUCUCCGGUCCUCUUCUUUCUCUGUAAUCUCACCUGAACAACUUAAUGCACAUCCAUGGCCUCCCCCACCCCCGGCAGGCAAUUGCUUUUAAAGAAUCGGUUCACUGUGUGAAAGAGUAGCUCAUUCUUCCCUUGACGGUCCCCACGACUUCUUCCCUCGCUUCUUCAACUCCUCUUGAAAUCAAGACCUCCACGUCCUUCGUAAAGUCUCACCUCGCCUUGCUGAAGUCUUGUUCCGUGUGUGACCUCCGUUAUUAAAAACAUUUGCUCUCGUCCAGGUUUAUGUGCACUGUACUUGUCAACCAUUCUGUAUUUUCCCAAUUACUAACUCCUUCCUUUUCCUUCAAGUCUUAGAAGAGGGCUCUUUUCCCAAAGUGAAGCCCUUUACCUGCCCCUUUGUUCCCGUAAUUCCGUGAUCUUGCUUUCAUACUCCUCCACCCCGCCCACCACCUGUCUCUUUUCCACUGUACCCAAAACCGUGUCUGCCCCUGCCGAAUAGAGGUCUCUGAAACCAGUAAUGAGCUGGCCUCUUCUUACACCUGCAAACUCUCCAAAGGCUUGGAUUAUAACUGUUGAGUUAGAUAGAUAGAUAGAUAGAUAGAUAUCAGCAGUUGUUUUAUAUAUAUAUAAAAUAUUAUACAUGUAUAUAUAUAUAACUGUUGUCAUUUCCUUCUGAGCCUACCUUUUCUCCCCCAUCCAUGAGUAUCUUCUUGCCAAAUCUAAAGGCUUUAUCCUCUGGCUUUAGCUUCCAAGAUACUUGAAGAUCUAAGUGCUUUGACCUCAUAUAUCCACUUAAUGUUUCAUUACUGCCACAUAUACCAACUUGCUUGUCAUAUAAGAAAGAAUAGGUCUGGUCUUCUCCCCAGUUCCAAGCUUCAAAAAACCCUUGGAAUUUCCUGAUAGGGUGUAUUUUGUAUUCAUAAGGAGCCUCUUCCAACCCUCCCUGAGUUAUGCUAACGAAGUGUGUGUCCUUAGAUAGUUUUGAAGGAUGGGUUGGCCAUGCCAGAAAUGCCAAGUGUGUGAUGAGAGGGUUGAAACUUUCAGCCCCACCCCCUCCCCCAACCUUCCAAGAGAACAGGAGGGCUGGAGAUUGAAUCCAAGCCCAUGGCUAGUGAUUUAAUCAAUCGUGCCUUUGUAAUGAAACCCUAAUAAAAACUCUGGACAACAAGGUUUCCUGGUUGUUGAGCAUAUGGAUGUAUCACGAAGAUAACACAUCCUGACUCCAAGUGGAUGGGAGCUUUUGUGCUCACGAGCCUUCCAGCCCUCACCCCCUAUGUAUCUCUUCAUCUGGCUGUUCAUUUGUAUCCUUUAUAAUAAAA